Pseudogymnoascus destructans is the source of this 2476-nucleotide messenger RNA. RefSeq lists its product as uncharacterized. The coding region runs from base 468 to 1526 and encodes 352 amino acids. The transcript has 2 exons. Gene Ontology annotation, molecular function: magnesium ion binding; 3-methyl-2-oxobutanoate hydroxymethyltransferase activity. The record is from RefSeq and is a predicted model, not a curated record. Gene Ontology annotation, cellular component: mitochondrion. Gene Ontology annotation, biological process: pantothenate biosynthetic process. NCBI's taxonomy places the organism in Eukaryota, Fungi, Ascomycota, Leotiomycetes, Thelebolales, Thelebolaceae.
CAAAAAGAAAAGUCAUAAUGGAUGUACCUCCGUACCCUUGUAAUCGUUCCCCAUCCCACUUCCCCAACGUCCACAGCAGGAUGUGGCGUGCAAACAGAGAAUUAACUGUGUAAAAUGCGUUAUAACUCUCUGAUAAUUGAUGCUUUGAACCCUGAAAAUAUGAAUAGAUGAGAGUAAACUAUAAACUUCACAUAAGUCCCAUAGCAGAGUAAGACUGUUUACUGAUCCAGAAUUGAGCCGCCGGUUCCGACAAACCCCAGCCUCGGUAAACUGGGACUUGUCCGAAAUAAUCUCUCUCUCUCCACGCCGACCCAGAUGUGCGCUGCAUUCUCUAUCACGACCUUCACUUCUUCAGACAUGAAAAGGCAACACUCUUCCGGCUGAACAAUGGCAGCCUCUGACUCAGAUCCUUUUCCUUCCAUCACCGCAUUUCCCACAAGCAAUCCGCACAACGCCAGCCCCAACCAAUGUCUCGAACCACCAUCUUGAGCUCGCGUGCUCUCACUUCUCUAUCCUCUCUCUCAUCUGGAGUUUGCAGACCACCUUCAUUUGCCGCUCGUCCGCUGCUCUCGCAAUUACAAUGCCGAAAUAGCUCGCAUUCGCCUAUGGGCGCCGCGGUGGCGUCACCCAGAAAGAAAGUCACAAUCAAUACACUGCGCUCAAUGUGCAAAAAGGGAGAACCCAUAGCCAUGAUCACGGCGCAUGACUUCCCCAGUGGACACGUUGCCGACCAUGCUGGCAUGGACAUGGUCCUCGUUGGGGACAGUCUUGCCAUGGUAGCGCUGGGAAUGGAGGACACGAGCGAGAUAGUGUUAGAGGACAUGCUCCUCCACUGCAAGUCCGUCGCACGAGCUACAAAGACAGCGUUCACAAUCGGUGAUCUCCCUAUGGGCUGCUAUGAAAUCUCUCCAGAACAAGCUCUUGCCAGCGCCAUCCGCGUCAUCAAGGAAGGCCGAAUGCAAGCAGUCAAGCUCGAGGGCGGCCUGGAAAUGGUGCCCACAAUCCAGAAGAUCACCAACGCCGGCAUCCCGGUCCUCGGCCACAUCGGCCUCACUCCACAGCGCCAGAAUGCCCUGGGCGGAUUCAGAGUCCAAGGUAAGACGGCUGCCAGCGCAGUGAAGGUCCUCCACGAUGCUCUUGCCAUCCAGAAAGCGGGAUGCUUUGCUGUCGUUGUGGAAGCUGUGCCUGCGGAGGUCGCGGCGUUAAUCACGGAGCGUUUGGAUAUCCCCACUAUCGGUAUUGGCGCAGGCAGCGGCUGCUCCGGCCAGGUGCUGGUGCAGGUCGAUAUGGCGGGCAACUUCCCGCCAGGCCGUUUCUUGCCGAAGUUCGUGAAGCAGUAUGGAGACGUUUGGGGCGAGACCAAGCGGGCGAUAGAGUCAUAUAGAGAUGAGGUGAAGAGCAGGGCGUACCCGGCGCAAGAGCACACUUACCCGAUCUCGAAGGAUGAGCUGGAGCAGUUUGAACGGGUUCUGGCGAAUACCAGCAAGUCCAGCUUUGGUGGGCCGGAAGAGAGCGGCCGGAAGUAGAUGUGGUGAUGAUAGUCAGCAGGGGGUGGCUUUUUGAUUUUGGCGGUUCUUUAUAUUUAGUUUUCGUAGCAAGUGAAGCAUACAUAGCUCCACCAUAUUUUAAAUAUAGCUAUAUUACCCUCAUAAUCUUGACUUCUCAACCAAAAGCUGGUGUCAUUGAGUAGGAAACAAUAAGCUGGUCAUCCGUUUGAUUUCGAAAGCACUGGUAUCCAUUAGUCCCAUGCAGUCCCGAGUACGUUUGCUUGAAGUAGCUCCAAGCUCCCAAACACUGGACUCACCCUAUGCAGGUUCCCAACAAUCUCAUCCAACGAAGGCGCAAACGUAUUAUUCACAUACAAAAACACACUAUCCUGCGGCCCACACUUGACUACCCGCCUCAGAUACGCAACCACAGCCUCAAAGCGCUGCGUCGCAUUGAUGCGGCAGACCGGCUGCUUGAGAAUAGGCGCGGACCCGAUGGCCUUGAAGCGCACCGUCACUGCGGGACUGUGAGAAUGCGGAACAGACUAUAGGUGGGGUCAACGUACCUUUCGGUUUGUCGAAGGCUCCGGCGUCUUUUAGUGCCGCGGUUGCGUCGCGGGGGAGAGAGGCGAGGACGACCGAGGCAGUCAUGGUGAGGGGCAGGUCGGCUUCAUGGUCGUCGUCGGGGAUGGGUGUGGCUUGAGAGGGGGAGGAGCGGACGGGGAGACUUGACUCGGACAUUUUGGGGUUUGCUGAGACUGAUAGCCUCGAGUCUUUGGAAGGAGGUUUGAAUUGUAGACGCUGCUUGUGCUGGCGUGUGGCUUGGGAAGCUGUAGAUGGUGGAGAGUGACCGAGGACGAGGCUCGCGAGGCUGAGAUCUGAUCUUUAUGUCGGAUGACUUGGACGGAACUUCACACACACUGAGACCAAGUUUCACGCUUUGGUGUUUGACGACUGGAUGGAAUCUUUCGAAUUCUUUCCUAUAGAAU